Messenger RNA from Etheostoma spectabile (orangethroat darter), 1925 nucleotides. Its product is annotated as gamma-aminobutyric acid receptor subunit alpha-6-like. Gene Ontology annotation, biological process: monoatomic ion transmembrane transport. Gene Ontology annotation, molecular function: GABA-A receptor activity; extracellular ligand-gated monoatomic ion channel activity. Gene Ontology annotation, cellular component: membrane. The record is from RefSeq and is a predicted model, not a curated record. Bases 224 to 1372 code for a protein of 382 amino acids. Lineage: Eukaryota; Metazoa; Chordata; Actinopteri; Perciformes; Percidae. The transcript has 6 exons.
UGCCUUUAGUGUUUUUUAGUUUUAAAUAAUUUUACUUUGUCUGUAAAGGAUACCCAUAGAAUCAACUGUUUGUCUAAAAGAGGAGUGGAUUUACUAAUCUGUUAAUUAGAUUACUGUUCUUAGUUUAGUGCCUCUGUGUCCUUACAUACCAUACACACCAGUCAAUUUAACAGCACCAGUAAGGACGCCAGCUAACUGCAAAUUUGGUGACAAAUUCCCCAGUAUGGCCGUCCUGACAUUAACUUUAGUUACUUUUAUCUGCUGGAUAAGUCUUGGUAGUGUACUUGGAAUUGAGAGGAUUUACUCGGACAACAUUACUAUCAUUUUGGAUCGACUUUUGGAUGGUUAUGACAACAGACUACGACCAGGAUCUGGAGGUGGUGUUACGGAGGUGAAAACAGACAUCUUUGUCACCAGCUUUGGACCUGUUUCAGAUGUUGAGAUGGAGUACACCAUGGACAUGUUCUUCCGUCAGAUGUGGGUUGAUGAGCGGCUAAAAUUUGAGGGCCCCACUGAAAUCUUGCGACUGAACAACCGCAUGGUGGACAAGAUCUGGACGCCAGACACUUUCUUCCGAAACUCCAGGAAGUCAAUUUCUCAUAACACGACCACACCUAACAAACUCUUCCGCAUCAUGCAGAACGGAACUGUCCUCUACACUAUGAGGCUGACCAUUGGCGCAGAGUGUCCAAUGAGGCUGAUGGACUUCCCUAUGGACGCUCACUCCUGUCCUCUCAGGUUUGGAAGCUAUGCCUACACGAGCAGUGAAAUCCUUUUCACUUGGAGGAAGGGACCAGUUGCCUCUGUUGAGUGUCCCGCUGAGUCCAUGAGUCUUCUGCAAUAUGACCUGGUGGGACAGACUUUGUCCAGUGAAAUAUUCAAAUCAAACACAGGUAACGCUUGCUGUCAGCUAUCACAUUGCGCUUUUUACCAGGACACUUUUGCAGUCGUACCCACAACCUGCAAAAGUUUGCAGAAUUGUCAACAAUUAGUCCAGAACUUUGCCGCUAGGCUGUUGACCAGGUCCAGCAGGUUGUCGCACAUCACUCCAGUCUUAUACUCAUUACAUUGGCUUCUGAUUAAGUUCAGCAUACAAUUUAAAGUUCUUUUUCUGGCUUAUAAAGCUUUGCAUUGUCUGGCACCUGCUUAUAUCUCGGACAUGCUCCGUCCGUACACUACUAAUAGGUCCCUCAGGUCUUUUAACCUAGGAUUACUGCUGAAAAAAAGUGACCGUUCCUUUGAAGCAGUGGCUCCAACCCUGUGGAACGCCCCUCCUACUAUCUUACAUUCUGCAGUCUCUGUUCAAGCUUUUAAAAAGCAGCUGAAGACACAUUUGUUUAAAUUUGUUUUUGACUCUGGUUUUAAUCGUUGAAAUGGUUUUCAUUGGUCAUUCAAUAAUUAGUGUUUUUUUCCCCCUUAUUUAUUUUCUGUCGGAUGUAUUGUACUGUCUUGUUUGUAAUCUAUGGGUUUUAGGUUUAAAACGUGGAAAUAAUUGUCAGUAGUCAUUCAGAAAUUAUUUUCUUUCAUCCCUUAUUUAUUAUCUGUUAGAUUGUACUGUAUUUACACAAAUGCUUAUCUUGUGAAGCACUUUGUGACUUUGUCUGUAAAAGGAGCUAUAUUAAAUAAACUCAUUAUUACUAUUAUUAUUAUUAUUAUUAUUUUAAUUUGAAAAUUCUCAUGAACUAAUGGAUCUGAGAGUAAGAGGUCAGAUGAGUCUCUUUAAGCUCUGCACUAGUGUCCAUUAAUCCUCCACAGUAGAGCCUGUAUAAAAAGCAAAGACUUCCUUGAGCAGCCGUCUAGUGUAAGAUACUUAAGUGGUCAGGCCUAAUGCUUACAGUGUGCCUUUAUAAAGAACUAUGGGGUUUAAAGCCCAGUGAAUGCACCGACAGAGAGGGGGAAGGAUGGAGUAGUGUGUGUGUUUGUGU